Phragmites australis (common reed) is the source of this 435-nucleotide messenger RNA. Its product is annotated as ATP-dependent Clp protease proteolytic subunit-related protein 4, chloroplastic-like. Lineage: Eukaryota; Viridiplantae; Streptophyta; Magnoliopsida; Poales; Poaceae. The transcript is spliced from 2 exons. The record is from RefSeq and is a predicted model, not a curated record. The coding region runs from base 1 to 435 and encodes 144 amino acids.
AUGGAGGCAGCCGCCGCCUUGUCCCCUUCUCGCGUCGCCCUCGACUCCCGCGCCCUCUUCUCCUCUCCCUCCACCCUCCCCGCCCCGUCUUCCCCCAACCUCCGCGUCGCCGCUUGCCCGCGCGUGCUCGCCGCCGCCUCCAAGCCGUGGUUCUUGAACCCUCAUCCAGACCCCGCCUGCGGGGUCAACAGCCGCGACGCCAGGGACGUCGUCGUGAUGGUGGUGCCGUUCCUCAAGGGGACUGUGUGGGAGCAGCUGCCGCCGGAUUUGGCCUCGUUCCUGUACAAGAACCGGAUCGUUUACCUAGGGAUGUGCCUUGUUCUGUCGGUGACAGAGCUCAUGUCGCUGAUCCUCCUUCCCUCCUCAAAGAAACUACUGCCUAGACUGAAAUUGUGCAAUGCAACUUAUUGCCGAAAUAAUUAUAAGUCAGUUUGA